Messenger RNA from Trypanosoma conorhini, 342 nucleotides. RefSeq lists its product as uncharacterized. The transcript has a single exon. The annotation marks the transcript as partial. The record is from RefSeq and is a predicted model, not a curated record. NCBI's taxonomy places the organism in Eukaryota, Euglenozoa, Kinetoplastea, Trypanosomatida, Trypanosomatidae.
CCCUUCUUUCCCCUUCUCCUCCGCGCCCGGGCGCCAGGGAAGCAGCCGGCCGCUCUGCGCCUCGCGGGUGCGAUGGGCCGCAGCAACAACCAACUCCGGCGCUCCGCGAAGUCGCAGGGGCGCGUCUUCGCGCCGAAGAAGCGGAAAAGCAAAUUGUACAACCAGGCGCGGGCAAUGAGGCUCCGCGCGGAGCGGUCGCAGCCGCGGAAGCUCGCCUACAGGAACGUCAUCUCGAAGAAGGGCGGCGUUGUGCGGCGCAGGUUCCGCUCCGGCGGCUACAACAGCAGCGGGAGGUUCGGGAAGGCGAAGGGGGCGAAGGGGAAUGCCAGGCGGCCGAAGUGA